ACCAGAGAAUAAAAUGUAUGUUUACUUAAGAUGGUAUAUACGGAUUUAAAAUAUAAAAUCAAAAUCAUUACUUCUUACUUUUAUAUUAACAUAAUGUUCUUGCCAAAUUAAUAUAAUGCAAUGCUUUUGAAUGCAACCUUGCGGUGAUCUACGGAUUAUUUUAAAAUUUUAUGCACGCGAAAUUAUUUGUUAAUCGAAUUUUGCUCAGUUCGGAGUUAUUUGGUGUUGUUUUGUGCCGGCGACGUCUUUUUUAUUUUAUUGCAGCUUUUAUCUUUUAAUAAAUUUCAUUGUCGAAAUGUCUGCUACAAUUGGCAAAGUCAUCACUUGCAAAGCUGCUGUUGCAUGGGAGCCUAAAAAACCACUUGUCAUUGAAGAAAUUCAAGUAGCACCUCCAAAAGCACAUGAAGUACGCAUUAAAAUUUAUGCCACCGGCGUAUGCCACACAGACGCUUAUACUUUAGGAGGCCUCGACUCUGAGGGAGUAUUUCCCGUUAUACUUGGUCAUGAAGGUGCAGGCGUUGUUGAAAGUGUAGGAGAAGGUGUAACUGGCUUCAAGCCCGGCGAUAGCGUUAUACCUUUGUACAUUCCGCAAUGCAAUGAAUGCAAAUUUUGUAAGAGCAGUAAAACAAAUUUGUGCCAAAAGAUUCGUCUAACUCAAGGUAAAGGAGUUAUGCCUGAUGGUACAACACGUUUCUCUUGCAACGGUAAAGAAGUAUUUCAUUUUAUGGGUACAUCAACAUUUUCAGAAUAUACCGUAGUUGCAGAUAUUUCACUUUGCAAGAUUGAUGACAAUGCUGCUUUGGAUAAAGUAUGCUUGUUAGGGUGUGGCAUUCCAACUGGAUAUGGUGCUGCUAUUAACACGGCAAAGGUCGACCCUGGUAGUGUAUGUGCCGUUUGGGGGCUCGGUGCUGUUGGCCUAGCAGUUGGUAUGGGUUGCAAAAAAGCUGGUGCUUCUAAAGUUUAUGGAAUUGAUAUAAACCCGUCUAAAUUUGAACUAGCCAGAAAGUUUGGUUUCACAGACUUCGUCAACCCAAAGGAUGUUGAAGAUAAAGGCGCUUUGCAGGAUUAUCUUAUACAAUUAACUGAUGGCGGUUUUGAUUAUACAUUCGAAUGCAUUGGGAACGUUAACACAAUGCGAGCAGCUCUGGAAGCUACCCAUAAGGGUUGGGGCACAUCCGUUAUUAUUGGUGUAGCCGCAUCGGGUCAGGAAAUAAGCACACGACCAUUUCAAUUAGUUGUCGGACGAACAUGGAAAGGCACAGCAUUUGGUGGCUGGAAAAGUGUUUCUGGCGUACCAAAGCUAGUUGACGAAUAUAUUAAAAAGGAAUUAAUGGUUGAUGAAUUUAUUACACAUACUAUGGAUUUAAAUAAAAUCAACGAAGCUUUUGAUUUAAUGCAUGAAGGCAAAAGCAUACGCAGUGUAAUUAAAUUUUAAUGCGAUCUUUUUUGAAAAAAAAACUUAUGUUUGAAAUACUUUUGAUAUGUUUAUAUAUUUAUACUACAAAAACUAUUUUAAAUCUUUAUAAAUAAAUUGUUACACUUAAAUAUACAUAUAACGAUUACAUCUUUUUUGUAGUUGAAGUAUUUUCUAUAUUAAAUAAGUUUAUGAAAUUUAUUGUAUGUUAUGCCAUGGGACCUUAUCAUAUCAGCAUAUAAAAAUUAAAAUGAAUUGAAUUACAUACUUAGACAUCAUAAUCAGUACUUUCUUGAUAUAUAAUAAAGUAAGAG
This is a messenger RNA of Teleopsis dalmanni, 1728 nucleotides long. RefSeq names its product alcohol dehydrogenase class-3-like. Gene Ontology annotation, cellular component: cytosol. The record is from RefSeq and is a predicted model, not a curated record. Gene Ontology annotation, molecular function: S-(hydroxymethyl)glutathione dehydrogenase [NAD(P)+] activity; zinc ion binding. Lineage: Eukaryota; Metazoa; Arthropoda; Insecta; Diptera; Diopsidae. Bases 296 to 1435 code for a protein of 379 amino acids. The transcript is spliced from 4 exons. Gene Ontology annotation, biological process: formaldehyde catabolic process.